AUGACGAUUACCGUCGGAGUCCUUGCCCUUCAAGGCGCAUUCUUCGAGCAUGUUCAACUACUGAAGAAAGCCGCCGAACAAGCCCCUCCGUCAGAAUGGCAGUUCAUCGAAGUACGAACGCCACAAGAGCUGUCAACAUGCGAUGGACUGGUCCUGCCCGGAGGUGAAAGCACCACUAUGUCUUUGGUCGCAGCAAGAUCAAAUCUUCUGGAGCCAUUACGAGACUUUGUGAAGGUGGAUCGCAAACCAACGUGGGGCACAUGCGCCGGCCUCAUUCUGCUCGCCGAGUCGGCCAACAAAACAAAGAGGGGUGGUCAGGAGCUUAUUGGUGGUCUCGAUGUAAGAGUGAAUCGGAAUCACUUUGGUCGACAGACAGAUAGCUUCCAGGGACCAUUGGAUCUGCCCUUCUUGGGAGAGGACGCCGCACCGUUCCCAGCUGUCUUCAUUCGGGCACCGAUUGUCGAAAAGAUCCUGCCUCACCAUGAGGGCAUCCAGGAAGAAGAGACUCGACUCGAGGAGACUGUCGUGGCACCGUCUCGGCGAGCACGCGACUCGGUGGCGGAGGCAGCAACAGACGACCAUGUCGAGGUACUCGCCACAUUGUUGGGCCCUGCAGCUCGCAAUGCCACAGAGAACCGAGACAUCAACCCGGAUGAGGAGGUUGGUGAUAUUGUUGCAGUGCGACAGGGCAAUGUGUUUGGCACCAGCUUCCACCCGGAGUUGACUGGCGACGCAAGAAUCCAUGCAUGGUGGCUGCGCCAGGUGCAAUCGGCCGUACUGAAGCGAAGAAAGUUGGCACAAUAG
Molecule: messenger RNA, 804 nt
Organism: Penicillium antarcticum
Lineage: Eukaryota; Fungi; Ascomycota; Eurotiomycetes; Eurotiales; Aspergillaceae
Product: pyridoxal 5'-phosphate synthase glutaminase subunit PdxT
Exons: 2
Coding region: 1-804 (267 amino acids)
Biological process (GO): pyridoxine metabolic process; pyridoxal 5'-phosphate biosynthetic process
Cellular component (GO): cytosol; glutaminase complex
Molecular function (GO): glutaminase activity
Source: RefSeq, a predicted model, not a curated record